This is a messenger RNA of Marchantia polymorpha subsp. ruderalis, 1405 nucleotides long. Lineage: Eukaryota; Viridiplantae; Streptophyta; Marchantiopsida; Marchantiales; Marchantiaceae. The record is from the annotation of a GenBank genome assembly.
CCAUACGUCUAAAACCCUAAGUCCUCGGACAAAAUCACAGGCACCAAAAAUAACCCUAAAUCCCUAAUUCGUGAUAGUUGAAGUUUUCGACAAAAUUAUGCUCGAGCUUGUCCCCUCCCAGGGAAAAAUCCGCCAGUGUAAGAAGAGUCUCGGCCUAUGAAUCUGUGCCCCGGCGUCCCUCGCACGACCCGACUCCAUAACUGAUUCCUGCUCUAUCUAUCCAUCGCUACCUCUAUCUCCUCCCUUCCGGGGUUUGUAUUUCUGUUUCGUUUCUUCUUCGGUGCAGGUCGACGUAAGCCGGGUCGGGGGUGCUAGAGGCCGAUUGAGAUCGUUUUCGCGUGGGAGGAAGUUAAUCCUUUGCAAUGGCCGAGGAAGUGCAAGAUGGAGUGCGCACUCCGGAUUCGAAAGACCAACAGCAGCAGAGCAAAGCGUUGGACUCGCUUACUGACCAUGUCGAAGAACGGCAGCUUGAUUCCACCAGAGUCCAACAGGCCAUGGAAUCUAUCAACGCAAGGGCUGAAGCUGAUCGUCACGCCCAGAGACUGAAAGAGAAAGAGCUUGCAGCUGUGAAGAUCAGUCAAGAAGAUGUAGACAUCAUGGUGGAGGAACUGGAGCUGGACAGGAAAGUGGCGGAAAGGAGACUGAGAGAACACAAGGGUGAUGCGAUCGCGGCAAUCCGUUCAUUCCUCAACGACUAGCUGUACAACAGUGCGUGCGACAACAUCGUACACAUAUCAGUGUCCAGAAGUUGGCAGGCAACCUGAUCGAUGAUCAACAAGACUCACAUUGAGACUUUGACCUGGAGAGAAUUCGUUUAAGCUGCUUAGAGCUUGAGGUUUUCGAACAUUUUUUGUCGUCUGCCGCCGUGUCGCGGAACAUGAGAUCGCUCCAAGAUGAAAGGUCUGACUUGCUGAAGAAUAUAUACUGGUCACAUGUCACGAUUGCGUCGUGGAGGACACAGUUUUGACCAUCGUUUGAAUGUGGAAGGAUUCCAACCUUUCACAAAUGGCAUUCCGGUUAGUGAUGUAGUCAUUGUUUUAAGCUGCAAAUGUUUUAAUUCGCAGUGAAAGCACGAAGUCAGAGAACUAUCAAUUUGCAGUCGCUAUUGAUCUGGGUAUGAGCAUUCGUUAUAUUUAUUUUUCUCUCUGUAAUCGAUCUGUUGUAGUGCAGGCUAGGGGUACAUUGACGUAUCCUGUGCCAAACUUGUCCAAGUAGCUAGUAGGGGAGUUGAACUUGAGGUUUUUGUCAGGAUCAAAUUAGAAGAUUUCAAUCAAUAAAACAAUUGAGAUAUCCUUCAGACUUCGAACGGCUGCUUACGCCGUGCUGAUUGUGCUCUGACUUCCAGAGCAACGUUUUGGCGAAUAACUUGGUGCAAUAACAAACUCAAUAACAAACUCAUCUUUCC